GCUAUAAAAGCACUCCCUCCUUUACUGGAACAUGCAUUUAAUGUCAAUCUGGGUUUGUCUGACUGGAGGUUUGGGAUGUGCAGCAGUCUUCCUCUGUCUGUGACUAAAAUGUGUAAACAAGUAUGCUGAGGAGAACUCUGUGAAGAAGAUAGAGAUCAACAAGUCAAAAAGAUGUGGAAGUUCCAGAAAAGUUUGGGCUGUUUAUUUCUACUCUGUUGCAUCUGCUCGACUAAAUGCCGGGUGCUGAAGUUUGUCGUAGCUGUGUUCCGACAUGGCGAUCGAUCGCCCAUUGAAUCGUAUCCCAAGGAUCCACAUGGAGAGGAAGUGUGGGCUCAGGGAUUCGGACAGCUCACUGAGCUGGGCAUGAAACAACAGUUUGAGCUGGGUGGCUUUCUAAGGAGGCGUUAUGGCAACUUUCUCAGUGAGGACUACAACAACAAAGAGCUAUAUGUGAGGAGCACUGACUACGACCGCACUCUGAUGAGUGCCCAGGCCUGCCUAGCUGGGAUGUUCCCCCCAACCAGACGCCUGCCUCCCAUCAUGCCCCAGUUACUGUGGCGGCCCGUUCCAGUGCACACCAUCCCCAGGGCCCAGGACAAGCUGCUGAAGUCUCCAGGCAAAGACUGUCCAAGGUUCAGAGCACUGAUGACGGAGACCUUCGAAAGCGAGCAGUACCAGACAUUCCUAAGGGCUCACCAGUACUUUGUGGAGGGACUUUCUAACCACACUGGCUACCCUGUCUCCAAACUGGUUGGGAAAAAAAUAUGGAGGGUUUACGACACUCUUACUUGUCAGAGGAUCCAUAACUUGACUCUCCCUCGCUGGGCCACCCAAGAUGUUCUGGACACCCUAAAGAGAAUUGCAUCAUUUGAGGUCAUGUACAGCAUCCUCAGUCACAAGAGAAAAGAAAAGGCCAGGCUCUCGGGAGGGGUGCUGCUCAAUGCCAUCCUGAGGAAUUUCUCCAGGGCCGUAGAGCAAGGGAGCACUCUGAAAUUCAUUAUGUACUCAGCCCACGACUCUACCCUCAUCACCCUGCAGGCAGCUCUGGACGUGUACAACGGCCUUCUCCCUCCUUACGCUGCCUGUCAACUCUUUGAGUUCUACCAGGAGAAUGAUGGUUCCUAUUCUCUGGAGCUGUAUUACCGCAAUGACUCCAAACACGACCCCUACCCCAACCCUGUGCCCGGAUGCAACGGGCUGAACCCCUGCCCUUUGCCCAUGGUCACUGAGCUGGUGCGGGACGUGGUGGCAGAACAGUCAGAGGCCGAGUGCGGGUUUAACACAAGAUUGUCAAGCACAGGUGUCAUAACAGCUCUUGCAGUGGCUGUGGGUGUCCUGGCAGUGGCACUGUUGUUCAGCAUAGGAGUGGCAAUCCACAGGAGGAGAGCACACUAUUCCAGGGAGGUGUAGUGUGGACAACUGUCACAGAUGUGCCAAAUAUACAGAAAGGUGCUUCUCUAAUAAUACGUGUAAUGUAUUUUAAUAUCCUGAUUAUGUGUGUGGAGAGGCUUGUGAGCUUCACUUCUACAAAUGCUGUUAGUGUGACUAAAAACUACAAAUGUAAAGUAUGUUAACUAACUUUAAUAGAACAUACAUUUGAAAUAAAUCGUUAUGUAUAGCAGGCAUAGCUACAUUUUAUUUUAUUCACUCUGUGACAGUGUAUUCUAAAUACUGACAUUCACAGUUUGGUUCAUAUGAUUUCACAUUCUUUGCUGUUCGGUUUCUCACUUCUUCUCCGGGUCUGCGGCAACUGUGGGAUAACAGGACAGAUGAUGAGAGUUAGAUUUUGUUGACAUAAGCCCUAAUUGAAUGGCAAGUAUUUUGUUUCACAUCCACAUUCAAACAAUUCAAUUCUAUUGCAGCUGUCAUCGUAAAAACACAGUCAGCUUUUAGAUUUGAGUGUGCGUCACAUAAGUAAAACUAACCUCGUAAUCUUCUGUAUUCCAAACCACAAAAUAAAGUCCUCCUGCACUCAAAUUACCAACGCUCCCCCUCCUUCAUCCCUCCCCUCCCAUCUGCCUCCAGCCCUGCAGCCCCUCUCAUCCCCUCUGUUCUUACCUCGGAUGUCCAGCUUGCACUCCACUUCGUCUUGGCCCAGAUCAUUGACAGCCAUGCAGGAGUAUUUUCCAGAGUCAAAGGUUCCUGGCUUGCGAAUAUUAAGGGUCAGCACUCCCUGGUUGUUCUGCAUCAAGAACUUGGGAUCCUGACCGAUGAUCAUCCUGUUCUUCAUCCAAACGAUCUUAGGCUGAGAUAUGGAAAAAAUAAAGUUAUUUAAUCAUCAGAUGCAACAUUUCAAUGUUAGAUUACAGAAAAUUUGUCUUUUCGCGCAAUGUUGUUUGAAAUUGAAAGGCUGCUGCUGGUAGAUCUGCGUACAUGUCUCUCUUACAGCAAAGUUCAGACCUUUUUUUUUUUUUAGCUUAUGAGAACCGGCAGUGUCAGACGCCUCCUGUGAGUCACACUUCGCGGCCUAUUUUAAAAUGCAGGUUUACCUUGGGGAAGCCUCUAACGGCACAGCUGAUGGCGGUACUGUAACCGGCCACUGCACAUCUGUCAAUCAGGGGCUGAGUAAACUUGGGCACACAGGACAUAUCUUUCUCCUUGUAGGGGUUUGUUUUGAUCUCCAGGCCUAUGGAGAAAGGUGGGAGGGUGAGGACGAUUGUAUAAAAUGCCGUAUCCACUACAAACAAACACCUGCUGGACUACACACACCUUUCUUGGCGAUGACAGCCGUGUUCUUGCUUACACGCGCCUCCUCGCUCAGGCCGCAGAUGUUUUCACUGAAGACACGGAACAUGUAUUCAUUGCCCAUGAUCAGAUCUGAAGCCGUGCAGUUUGUCCGUCUGUUGUGUUCAUAAACAGUGAACCAUUCCUGUAGAGAGAAAAAAUGUGAUAAUGUUAAAUUCAAGUGGGCAUAUAGUAAAAGUGUCUGACACUGUAUUCGCAGCAUUAUUGUUGAGCUGCAGGCCCUACUGUACAUGCAGCAGACUGUAGGGAUGAUCUACUGUAGGUUUGAAAUGCUACCCCCCUCCACCUCCUUUCUCACCUUGGUCUUGAAGUCUGCCUUCUGGAUGGUGUAUCCAGUGAUGUCACAGUUGCCAUCGUCCUUGGGGGGGGCCCACUCCAGUGCUGCAUUGAAGCCCCAGACCUCUGUCACCUUCACGUUCAGAGGUGGGCCAGGUUUAU
Molecule: messenger RNA, 3183 nt
Organism: Etheostoma cragini (Arkansas darter)
Lineage: Eukaryota; Metazoa; Chordata; Actinopteri; Perciformes; Percidae
Product: testicular acid phosphatase homolog
Exons: 12
Coding region: 172-1410 (412 amino acids)
Biological process (GO): lysosome organization; negative regulation of ERBB4 signaling pathway; regulation of neuronal synaptic plasticity
Cellular component (GO): postsynaptic membrane; lysosome
Molecular function (GO): protein tyrosine phosphatase activity; receptor tyrosine kinase binding; acid phosphatase activity
Source: RefSeq, a predicted model, not a curated record